AUGGGCAGGAUGUUUUCGAUGAUGUUCGUGGCAGCCAUCUUGGCCUUGCUAUCUGGCCACACCUUUGCUUCACAGUUGGGAGCGACUUUUGGCGAUGCUGCUGUUUCGCAACUAGUUCGACAUGUCGCUGCCAAAGUCCUGCAGGAACCACGAGUUGCUGAGGUUACCCUGAAAACGAAGGAAUCGCCGUCGCUGGGGUCAUUGGCCCAUCUUGAUAUCCUCAACCGAGUGAACUACAAAAAUCUCUCCGUGGUGUUCCAUGACGAUUCACUUCAUGUGGUCAUUGACAGAUUUUCCCUGCUCUCUCGUGGCAACCUCUCCGAAAUCUUCUGGCCAUUCGGUUUGGGUGAACAGGUACUUGACGUAGGCUUGCAGCUGCAGCACGCCGAGAUCCGUCUCGAUGCCGAUGAGACGACAUUUUCGCUUGGCGAUUGCCUUCUUGUCGGACCCGAGAUAGCUGCAUCCGUUCCAGGUCACUGGGUUGCCGACAGAGGAGCUUCAGCAAUCGCUUCGUUGAUGACUCCACUAGUGGAUUCAGUGCUUUGCAAUGCUCUUCGACAACACAUUGGUAGUUUGGAGGCCAGCACGAUCAUGCGUUUCCCAGUGUACGACCUAAUACCGGAGAAAUUGCGAUCGUACGUGAUCAAAAACGACACCACUCUCUUCUACAGGCUAAAAAGCGUCAAAGUGAACGAUCAUCAACUGACUGCUCGAGCACAACUGAAUGGGUUGAAAUUGUGA
Messenger RNA from Cooperia oncophora, 741 nucleotides. The record is from the annotation of a GenBank genome assembly. NCBI's taxonomy places the organism in Eukaryota, Metazoa, Nematoda, Chromadorea, Rhabditida, Trichostrongylidae.